AUGUUAAUUAAAGUGGAAACCUCCAACUUCCAUCUUCCGGGGUCUCGAGACCCAACGAAGUGGAAUGGUCCGUUCACCUUCGCGCUGCUUGCAGAUCCGCAGUUGGGGCUCUUCAAGAACAACCACUCAUGGGAAGAAGAACUCCAGCAAGUUCAAGAUUGCAUUGCUGCAUCAGCAGCCUUACAACCGCAGCCUGCCUUCAUACUUGUAUUGGGUGAUCUAGUGCAUGCACCUGUUCCUGCACACAACUCAGGACCCAAUGCAGAAGCCAUUCGCACCGUUCGUGAUCAACAGGCCAGGGACCUCCAGAUGGUCUUAGACAAGCCCAGCGGAGAUGUUCCUGUGGCACAAUAA
Molecule: messenger RNA, 354 nt
Organism: Eimeria acervulina
Lineage: Eukaryota; Apicomplexa; Conoidasida; Eucoccidiorida; Eimeriidae
Product: serine/threonine protein phosphatase, putative
Exons: 4
Coding region: 1-354 (117 amino acids)
Source: RefSeq, a predicted model, not a curated record